GCCCUCGAACCUCCCCACCAUAGAGUUCUGUCGCGGCUAUAGAGCGCCGCGAGGGUACCCGGAAGUGGGACGUGCGCUCGGCCGGCCGGGAAGAUGGCGGAAGUGGAGGUCCCCAACGCCACUCGAGAUGCGCUCAAUGCCACCCUGCGUGCCACGCUGGCGGUUACCACCAAGCUGGUGGUGCCCACGCCUGCCAAGCCGAUCCUUCCUGUGCAGACUGGAGUCGAAGCGCAGCAGGAGGAGCAAUCCAGCGGCAUGACUAUAUUUUUUAGCCUGCUUGUAUUAGCUAUCUGCAUCAUAUUGGUGCAUUUACUGAUAAAGUACAGACUUCAUUUUUUGCCAGAGAGCGUGGCUGUUGUUUCUUUAGGUAUCCUCAUGGGAGCUUUCAUAAAAAUUAUAGAGUCUCAAAAACUGGCCAACUGGAAGGAAGAAGAAAUGUUUCGUCCAAAUAUGUUUUUUCUUCUUUUGCUUCCACCUAUUAUAUUUGAAUCAGGAUACUCAUUGCACAAGGGUAACUUCUUUCAGAAUAUUGGUUCCAUCACCCUAUUUUCCGUAUUUGGCACAGCUAUUUCAGCCUUCAUUGUAGGAGGAGGAAUUUACUUCCUGGGUCAGGCAGAAGUAAUUUAUAAACUCAACAUGACAGACAGUUUUGCAUUUGGGUCCUUAAUAUCUGCAGUUGACCCAGUGGCUACUAUUGCCAUCUUCAAUGCUCUUAAUGUAGAUCCUGUGCUUAACAUGUUGGUGUUUGGAGAAAGUAUUCUCAAUGAUGCAGUCUCCAUUGUCCUGACAAACACAGCAGAAGGUUUGACAAGAGACAAUAUGUCAGAUGUUAGUGGAUGGCAAACUUUUCUACAAGCACUGGGUUACUUUCUUAAGAUGUUCUUUGGCUCUGCAGCCCUUGGCACCCUUACCGGGCUUAUUUCAGCAUUAGUGCUAAAACAGAUUGAUUUAAGGAAAACGCCCUCCUUGGAAUUUGGGAUGAUGAUUAUUUUUGCUUAUCUCCCAUAUGGAUUGGCAGAAGGCAUUUCGCUCUCAGGUAUCAUGGCAAUCCUGUUUUCUGGUAUUGUGAUGUCUCACUACACACACCAUAACCUUUCUCCAGUUACACAGAUUCUAAUGCAGCAGACACUGAGAACUGUUGCUUUUAUGUGUGAAACAUGUGUUUUUGCAUUCCUUGGUAUGUCAAUUUUUAGUUUUCCUCACAAAUUUGAAAUGUCCUUUGUCAUCUGGUGCAUAGUGCUUGUCCUGCUUGGCAGAGCAGUGAAUAUUUUUCCACUUUCAUACCUGAUCAACUUCUUUCGUGAUCAUAAAAUCACCCCUAAAAUGAUGUUCAUUAUGUGGUUUAGUGGUUUACGUGGAGCAAUUCCAUAUGCCCUGAGCCUUCAUUUGGGCCUAGAACCAAUAGAAAAGCGACAGCUCAUUGGGACCACAACAAUCAUCAUUGUGUUAUUCACAAUUUUGUUGUUGGGGGGAGGAACUAUGCCCCUGAUCAGACUGAUUGAUAUUGAAGACUCCAAAGCACGAAGGAGGAACAAGAAGGAUAUUAACCUCAGCAAGACUGAAAAGAUGGGCAAUACCAUUGAAUCUGAACAUUUAUCAGAACUCACAGAGGAAGAGUAUGAAGCCCAGUACAUAAAGCGCCAGGACCUCAAAGGCUUUAUGUGGCUUGAUGCCAAGUAUUUGAAUCCCUUUUUCACUAGGCGGCUCACACAAGAGGACCUGCACCAUGGACGCAUACAGAUGAAAAGCCUUACCAAUAAAUGGUAUGAAGAGGUGCGACAAGGGCCCUCAGGGUCUGAAGAUGAUGAACAAGAGCUUCUAUAGCAAGCUGGAAAAAGAAUAUAAUGAGCUCUGAUAACAGAGCACCAAAACAUAGAUAUAUGUAGCAAAAAGAGUCUGAUUGCACAAAAGCCAGGGCAUUAAGAACAAAGCCCGUGGGUUUCAGACUUGGUUUUGUGGUGUUGUGCUCAGUUUCACAGAAUGGAUACUCUGUGUUGGGUAAGAUUAGUCAUUUGCUGGAAAUGCCGUACAGUAGUACAGAGGCACAGUGGGUUGAGCAAAGAGAACCAUUUUUAUGUCCUAAUUUCAGAACACCUGUAAGUUUCACUCAGCCCAUUCAAAAACCAAACCAUGUACAUUAAAAUAAUAUUAAUAUUAAGAGUGCAUGUAGGGUGUAGGUUUAUUCCCCCUCAUGGAAUUUGCUGUACGUGUAUGCUCCACAAAACAGAAUGCAUUACACUUUACCCUUUACUUUUUUAAUACUUGUUUGCAUCUAAGGGGAAUUACGGUUUUAUAUUGUGAAUUGUAUCAACAAUAGUUAGUGAAUCUGCCUGGAAUCAGUUUUGCAUAUUAUGAAUCCAGAUUUGAUAACAAUCACUUGAUAGAAAGAAGAUGCUGCAUGUGUGCAGAAGUAUCUUUUAAACCCUAGGUCCUUCUGCCCCAGUACUGGCCAUAUCGGCCACUUACAGACAUUAACAAAAAAAGAAAAGUGCUUUACUAGAAAAGGCAGCAUGUUAGUUUGACCAGGCUCUGCAGUGUCUGUAUAGAUUGGGUGCUUCACCGGAGCUUUUUGGCACUUUUAGUUAAGUCCGAUUCAGUCAGCUGUUGGAUAAAAGUCCAAAGCCCCACUAAAGCGUCCAAUUUAUAUAGACAUAGGGCAAGCCAGGUCCAAUUAAUGUGAUAUCUCUUUUGGGUAUGCCCUUUGCUCAGCAUGGGAGCACACCAAGUUUAAAGUAAAGCUUAAUUUUGGGCGGGGGGAGGGGGUUAACAUCUGUAAGUAGCCAUCUUGAAAUCUUUUUACAUGGCGGGACCUAAACUGCGUUUGAAAAACAUAGAUUUUUUUUCACUAUUUUUUUCUCUCAUCUGUAAUUUAAAACAAUUGAACUUGUAUUUUUUUUUUAAUUGUGUUAAGCAAAGGGUUUUUCCUGGCUGGCCCUAUGGGCUUCUGAUCUCAAACAGCAGCAAUCUGUGUUGAUGGAUUCUUAAAUUUAAGAAGCAUCAGUAGCAGGCUUUCCAUAUCAUGUUUUAUCUGAAUUAAUAUGGAAGAAAAGCUCACAAGAAUUUUUAAUACUAUGCAUUGUUGAAACAUCUUUUGGGAAAUGCCAAACAUUUAACCUUCCAUUAAGUUGUCCAGCUGCUUUAAUUUUUUUUAUAUGUUCAUAGUGCCAUGUAAAAACCUUUGGCACCCUAACCUUCUCCUACAUGCCAUGGUCAGCUUGAAAAAAAACUACAUGCCGUGAUAACACAUGCAGUGAUUACCACACACUUUUAUAGCCAAUUGUAUUGCCACCUGAUCAUUACCACAUACAUUUUCUGCAAUUGUGUGCGCAACUACUGUUCUCUGUAUGCAGAUCAGUCAUUCAGAUGCACGUAGGGAAUGUGGUAUAGCUUUUUUUUCUCCUCCUUUACUGGGUAUUUUUGUCACAGAUCUAUUGUAUAUUUUUUCCAGGGGAUUAAAAGCCCUGUCAGGAAUGUAUUCAGAGAGCAUAAAUUCUGAGUUCUUUGUUGACUGAGUAGUUUUUUGUGUGUGUAUGUUUGGAGUCUGUUGUGGUAUUUAUACAAAUAAGGCAGCAGCUGGUGAAACCUCUGUGAGGAUUCAAUAUGUUCUUCCCACUUUCGGUGGUAUCAGAUUAAAGUGAUUAGGGAAGUGGAUUAGGGUUUUGAUUUCCUUUUCUGUAUAUAUACUUUGAAACAUGCCUUUUUACAGUGUCUGAUGCUAGGAAGUUACUCUCAGCUCUAGAUUAGCCGUGCUUAAGUCCUUCAUUGAUAUCUCAUUAGCAGCAUCACCAGAGGUAUGGGUGACUUUCAGGUGUAUUACAUGUUGACAGAAGUUUUGGAGGAUGAUAGUCUUCUUCAAUGGUAGCUGGGCGCACUGUCUGUGCAUUUUCACUUGUAAAUUUCUGUAUCUCAUGAGAGAAAAUGCACUUUUUCUGGUAACAAGGGGAGGACACUUUCUGUAUUAAUCAACCAUGAAAUGCACUUCAUCUCUUGUCCUUAUAUGUAAGCAGACUGUGUCAUGCUUUAUGGAACUGCAACAUGCAUUAAUGUGAGACUGUGAAAGAGAAAGAACUGAGCCUUUUUUGGUGCUAAGCACUGAAAAAUGACCUCUUGCAUGCUUUUUAAGAGGAGAACAAAUCUUUAAAAAAAAUAAAAAAGGUUUCUUCAUCCUCUUUGGCAACAGUAAAUUUAAUUAACCUUUUUGUUACCAGUACAAAAUUAGGGGUGUGUGCUUGCACACGUAGAAUAUGAAAACUGAAAUUAGAGAAAUAUGAGGCAAGAGAGAGAGAACGUGUGUGUGUGUGUGUGUAAAUUUUGUAUAGCUGUUUUUUCAGGUGCCCAUCCAGAGCAACUGGCUCCAUUUUUUAUGGGUUGUUGAAUCUGCUCACACAAGGAAUAGUCUAAGCCAAGGCUGCUCAACUGGCAGUAAAUGUGCAGCCCCCAGGCUCUUCCCCAGCCUCUGCUGCCUCUAUCACUCCUCCUGCAAUAGCAGCCAGAAUCUCUAGGCUUCCCCUUCCUCCUCCAGCUGCUGCUUCCUGUCUUUGCAAUACGAGGCCUUCACUGGUGCAGCUGCUGGGGCAUGUACCCCCCCAUGGGCUUAGGAGCUGGACAGCCCUGGUCUAAGCUAUUAGGGCCAGCUGGCCAUUUUGAGAUCAUUUAGGGCAUGAGGAUUUUUUUCUACUGUGUUUAUUUUGUUUGCAAGAAGGUAGAUGUUAUAUCUGUAAAUAGGUAAACAUCGCAUUUCAGGCCAGUCUUUCCCAGUUCAAACAGUUGAGGUUUGGGUAGUUGUUUUGCGGGGGGUGCAGAGUGUUAUGCACUAGCACCUAAAUAGGAACUAAAUAACUGAAGUACAUUUUCAGUCACUGAAGAGAUUUUUUUGUGGUUUUGACAUUGGGUCAUUUCUGCUUUCUGUUAACCAGUAGCAGGCACCUGUUUCUGAGAGUCUCAUGUUAUAGGACACAAAGGCAAAGGAGUGCCCACAGCAGCCCAUGCCUAAAGCCUAGAAAGCCACCUUGAGCCCCCCUGAUCUUGUCAUUGUCUAUGCUGAUCAUAAUCUGAAGGCUUUUCUAAAUUUAUACCAGUUGCAAUUCCUCCAACAGACUGUUAGCAGACAUGGACUUCUGUGCCCCUUUUUUCCCUAGCCAUUCUCCCUGUUAACAAUACUAGAUUUUCCAUUGCUACACUACCACCCCAUACUGGAGAAUCCCCUAUACUGGUCUGCUUGUCCUGGAGCCAUUAUAUGGGAUUUCAAGUCACUUUGUAAUGGGAAUGUAACCGGAGGCAGCCAAAGAUCAGAACCACCAUUCUCAGCUAUUUGAUUAUUCCAGUGAAAGAAGAAGCUAACUAAAAUGGAUGAAAGAUCUGCACUAAUAUAACUUCCUUGAAAGGCUGAUCUAGUUCAUUCAUUCUGUUGAAUUGGUCAUUUCCUGCCCUCUGCUGGCAAUUUGUGAAAAUGCAUUUAGAUCUAGUUCAUGAAGCAUCUGCCAAUAGGAAUUUAGUAUCCAUUUACAUUUAGCUAAUGAACUGAAAUAUCUGAAAUUAAUUAAAUGAGCCUGGAACUCUUUAUUUAGAGGAACUCUUUUUUUUUUUUAAAUUAAAAGGCAACUAUAUUAAUGCUUUAAUAUGAAGUUUAAUGGAUUUAUCA
Messenger RNA from Gavialis gangeticus (Gharial), 5641 nucleotides. It is a transcript of the gene SLC9A8, whose product is annotated as solute carrier family 9 member A8. Gene Ontology annotation, biological process: regulation of pH; proton transmembrane transport; sodium ion transport. Gene Ontology annotation, cellular component: Golgi apparatus; membrane. The record is from RefSeq and is a predicted model, not a curated record. The transcript has 16 exons. Gene Ontology annotation, molecular function: sodium:proton antiporter activity. Lineage: Eukaryota; Metazoa; Chordata; Crocodylia; Gavialidae. Bases 94 to 1824 code for a protein of 576 amino acids.